GCCCGUGUUCCAUCAUCGCCGUCCAUCACUACGCAUCACGCUCAUACUACCUCUUGAUCUUUUUAAAAGUGAAACCCCAGCUCCUCCUGUUUGCUCCAUUUCCCUUUGAAGCUUCGACGCGAGAGAGAGAGAGAGAGAGAGAGAGAGAGAGAGGGAGGGAGGGAGACGGCUGCAAUCGCUUACCAGCGGGGAUGGGUUCCCGGAGCAGGAAUGGCGGUGGUGGCGCGUGGGUCUCGAUGGCACUUAAGGCGGCGAUCGCCUCAGCCGGAGUGGUGACGGCGGCCAUGGCGAUCCGCCUCGCAGGCCCGCCUGUCGUCUGGUUCCUGGCCGCCGAGGUCCCCCGGGCAUACGAUUCUGCUCUCGCCUGGCUCCGACCGCCCUACCUCUACCUUGUCAUCAACGGCAUCAUCAUCUCCAUCGCCGCCUCUUCCCGCUUCCAGAAGCAGCCCUCGACGUCCACCGAGGACCUCGCGCCGCUGCCGCACCUCGCGACGAUGGACCCCGUGGCGGUUGUUCAGGAGCCGGUGGAGUACGAUGCGAAGCUCGCGGUGGAUGCGCCUGCCGCGGAGAUCUACGGCAGGGCGAAGGCGGAAGCCGAGGACGAAGAGGUGGAGGAGGAAUUCAUGAUAUCGAGGUCCAGCUGGUCACCGAAGCGGCGGAGUAGGGGACCUAUGGAGGAGAUUCCGACGGAGUAUUCGGUCGCCGCGGCGGAGAAACCGCUGGUUUCCACCCGGUUCAGCCACCGGAAGGCCGUCAAGCCCAGCCCUGAAGGGAAGGCGCUCGGUGUGGCAAGGCGGCCGAGGCGGAACGAGACGCUGGAGACCACAUGGCGGACCAUCACGGAGGGCCGGGCCGUGCCGCUCGCACGCCACCUCAAGAAGUCCGAUACGUGGGACACCCGCGGCAGCGGUGGCGAGGAGGAGGCGGCGGCGAAGGCGGCGGUGAUGCGAAAGUCGGAGACUUUCAACGAGAGGGGGGCGGCGGCGUCGCCCAAGAGCGGGGGAUCGUCGGGCGGGAGGCUGAGGAGGGAGGCGUCCCUGGGGCAGGACGAGCUGAACCGGCGGGUGGAGGCGUUCAUCAAGAAGUUUAAUGAGGAGAUGCGGCUGCAGCGGCAGGAGUCGAUGAAGCAUUACAUGGAGAUGAUCAACCGCGACCGCCGUUAGAGGAGGAGCCCCCAAUACCAAACUCCAAUCCUAGUAGUCCUUUUAAACUUGGGGACGCAGACUUGUGUUUUGCUGUAUGAAACUGAGAGGAUGUGCUGUUGCAUUUUACAUUAUAAUGCAAUAGCUGCUGCAUUCAUAUUAGGUUUAGGAUUCUAAACUUCAUCACAUGAAUUUUGAAGGUUGAUUAAUCCUGUAUUCACUACUUAAAAAUAUAUGUUACAAAUCUCAAGAAAUCUCA
Molecule: messenger RNA, 1401 nt
Organism: Musa acuminata AAA Group (dessert banana)
Lineage: Eukaryota; Viridiplantae; Streptophyta; Magnoliopsida; Zingiberales; Musaceae
Exons: 2
Coding region: 192-1163 (323 amino acids)
Source: RefSeq, a predicted model, not a curated record